Mercurialis annua (annual mercury) is the source of this 546-nucleotide messenger RNA. RefSeq lists its product as uncharacterized. NCBI's taxonomy places the organism in Eukaryota, Viridiplantae, Streptophyta, Magnoliopsida, Malpighiales, Euphorbiaceae. The coding region runs from base 1 to 546 and encodes 181 amino acids. The transcript has 2 exons. The record is from RefSeq and is a predicted model, not a curated record.
AUGGAAAAACUCAAACUAAGUACCAACAUGAGAGCAAGAUCAGAUUUAUCUUUUAGUCAAUUUCUACUUAGAGUGGGCAACAGAGAAGAGCCAACAACAGAAGAAGAUAAUAUAAGACUCCCAAAUGAGAUGAUAAUACCAUACAAUGCUAAAGAGGACAGCGAGACGGCCUUGAUUAAUGCAGUAUUUUCUAAUCUAAAGGAAAACUCAUCAUCACCGGAAUACAUGAUGAACAAGGCUGUGGAUGAUACAAAUAACUACUACCAAGAAGAAUUCUUAAAUACUCUGCUACCUAACGGUCUUCCACCACACAGACUUGAGCUGAAAAUUAACUGCCCGAUCAUACUACUAAGAAAUUUAGACACGGCGAACAGACUGUGCAAUGGAACAAGAAUGGUAUGCAAAAAGUUCGACAAAAAUGUAAUACAUGCAGAAAUAACGGUCGGACAGCACAGGGGGAACAAGUUUUAUUACCAAGAAUUCCUUUAUCGCCGGCAGAAAAUGAAGGAUACCCAUUUCACUUCAAAAGGAAGCAAUUCCCAAUAA